Molecule: messenger RNA, 312 nt
Organism: Psylliodes chrysocephalus
Lineage: Eukaryota; Metazoa; Arthropoda; Insecta; Coleoptera; Chrysomelidae
Source: the annotation of a GenBank genome assembly
AUGUCCGUGCAUCAGAUAAUGGCAAAUAACAGAACGAGAAAAAUAAUAAAUUUAACUCAAGGUAUCGUUAGCGAACCUUUGAACAUUUUAAUUCCCAACAGCAGAUUCGACUCAGAUAUUGAAAGUGAUGAGGAAAUAAUGUUAUCAUCUGCUCCAAUUGCCUAUCCAGUAACGGACAAUUUAUUUGACGAACCCUAUGAAGAAACUAUUAUAAAGACUGUUCAAGCCGCGUACGAGAUGGCAGAAAGUGAUGAUGAAGAAGUAAAAAUAAGAGAUAACGAGGCUCUUAAACUUCAAGCUACAGAUUACUGA